This is a messenger RNA of Spizellomyces punctatus DAOM BR117, 1149 nucleotides long. RefSeq lists its product as uncharacterized. Lineage: Eukaryota; Fungi; Chytridiomycota; Chytridiomycetes; Spizellomycetales; Spizellomycetaceae. Bases 1 to 1149 code for a protein of 382 amino acids. The transcript is spliced from 3 exons. The record is from RefSeq and is a predicted model, not a curated record.
AUGUUGGGCUACCGUGCCUUUGAUUCCCCCGAGAACAGUACAUGCGUCAUCCGAGUGCGUGAUGCAGGAGACUUUUACGUCCAUCAAGAGUAUUUGGCUCCAUACAGUGCCGUAUUCCGUGACUUGCUUGACCCAACUCAUUCUUGUCAUCAACGGACGUUACGAAUGAGGGCUGGGCGGGAUGUUUUGUAUUGGGUUAUGGAUCAUGAAAACUUUUCUGGUUCUCUGAGUAAUGUGCAAAUGGAUGGGAAGCGAGUAUCUUUGACAGGUUACAUGCAGACAGAACACUCAUUGAGUAAAAGUGGUCAACCAGAACAGUAUGAUGAAUCCCACGAUGCUGACGAUGAAGAUGAAGACAUGUCAUCACCAUUCUAUCCCUCCCGUAUGCUGAUCACCAAAUCCGCCUUUUGGGUACACCUCCGUCGAUACAGUCAGCAAAUAAAUAGCCCCGACCGUCCGUACAAACGAUCCGUCUUCCGUACUAAGAACCGAGAUUUACCUCGUCCAGUCCUUUACCUCUCCAUUCCACGGCCGUCCAUGUUCCUCCCGCUAUUGAAAUGGUUGUAUACGGGAAAUCAUCGGGCGUUGUUUAUUGAAAUUGGGAACGCUUCAAGUGGACGAGAGACUGCUUUUUUUGAUUUAUUACGGAAUGCCCAGGCUUUGGGUGUUUUUAACGAGUUUUACGAAAUCUUGGCGGUUUACUUGCUAAAUUGCCCUGAUAUAACCGUGUGCGACCGGUUUCGCAAAUCCACGGUCCCUGUUCACCUUCUCCAAAGCUUUUUCGGACGCUGCAAUUGGAGCGAUACAGAUAAACUGGCAGUCUUACUUUGGUGGUCUCGCGACGCCAAAUCAAUGCCCCAGUCCUCACAACUCGAAACGGUACACUCCUCAUCCACCCACACACAACGAAGACGGACAUGGGAAGGAUGUUCGGAAACCAUCGGUCUGUCCUCUACGCACAAUAUGCAGAUAGAGGAAGAGCUGUUUUUGCUCUAUAUCGAUUAUUCGGCGGUGCCAAGGCAGCAUUGUGAUGAGUUGCGGAAAAUGUUGCCUGAUACUUAUGAAAGGAUUGUGGUGAAUGCACUAAAGUGGUAUGUUGGGGCUCAACUUGUCGUGGACGAUGCUAAUAGGCGGAGCAUUGAGGACUAG